This is a messenger RNA of Populus trichocarpa (black cottonwood), 1709 nucleotides long. Its product is annotated as AIG2-like protein D. The record is from RefSeq and is a predicted model, not a curated record. The transcript is spliced from 5 exons. NCBI's taxonomy places the organism in Eukaryota, Viridiplantae, Streptophyta, Magnoliopsida, Malpighiales, Salicaceae. Bases 664 to 1299 code for a protein of 211 amino acids.
AAUGGAGUCGAAGUGGUCACUGGUCAGUAAUGAUCUUCAUGAUUCAGAAGACUAGAAAGUCUCUGAAUUCAUGUUGUUUUUAUUUUCAAUCAACAAAUUUGUAAUACCAAAAGACGGGGAAGAAAAAAAGAGAAACAAGAGAGAAUCGCAUCCGAUCUGAUGAAGAGGAAAAUUUUUAUGGUACUAAAAAGUGAUAAAAAUAGUGUAGUUUUUUACUUAUUGAUUGGGCUAACAUGAAUAGCUUUGAAAAUUGUAACUCUUCAGUCACCUAGUUCAACUCGAAACUAGGUUAAAAUUAAAAUAAUGUAUUUUUUAUUUUAAAAUAUUAAAAUAAUAUUAUUUUAUAUUAACCGAAUCAACAUUGAUGAACUUCACUACCUAUUACCCUAGCUUUGAACCGGUACUGAAUUUCAUAACUUUACCUCUAAUAAAUGGAUUGAGAAAGAAAAACCACUCAAACAAAUCCCAAUCUUGCAAAACUAUUGAGAAUAUUAAAACACCCAAAGGCCUUCAAUCAAUCGAAUACUGUGCGUGCGAUUAAUAAGGAUAACAUUUCCUAAUCUUGUACUUCGAGGACCACAAUGAGAGUUUCAUAUUACAUUCGAGUGUCCUCUACUUUGUGGCCAUUUUGUCUUGUCUUGUAGUUCUUCAGCAGCCAUAGCAAUGGCAAUGGCGGCAGCAGCAGGCGGCAAUCAGGUCCACAACGUGUUUGUGUACGGCAGCCUUCUUGCUGAUGACGUUGUUCGUGCCCUCUUGAGUCGCAUCCCUCAAUCCUCUCCAGCCAUCCUCAACGGCUAUCACAGGUUUAGCAUAAAAGGGCGUGUCUACCCUGCAAUUUUACCUGUGGAGAACAAGAAAGUCUCAGGCAAGGUUCUACAUGGCAUCACGGAUCCAGAAUUAUACAUUUUAGAUGAAUAUGAGGAUGUUGAGUAUGAAAGAGUCACUGUUGAUGUUUCUUUGAUGGACAAUUCUAAUAAGACACAAGCACUUGCUUAUGUUUGGUCAGACAAAAAUGACCCCAACUUGUAUGGGGAAUGGGAUUUUGAGGCACAAGGACAAAUCUCUUCAUGCAUGAUCAAAAGUAUUAGUCUUAGCGCAACCCCAAAAGGUAAGAGAACGAGAUGGAAUCGAGGUUAUAAUGCUUUCAUGCCUGGUCAACAACAGUAUUAUCUUGUUAAGAAACGUACUUGUAGAUUUGUCAUGGCUGCGUCAUUUGGUAAAGUCGCUGUGUCUCAGGUGAUGCGAGCUCAAGAUGGAAUCAGGCCUACACCUAGGUUCUUUCGUUUCUUUCUUCAAUAAAAAUACGCUAGGCUUUGUUGUAAAUCUGCUGGAUGAUCUUAACGGUAGUGGAGGACCUGCUGUGAAUUUAAGACUGUCUGCUCUGGAAGGGAUGAUAAGAAAAUGAGAAAUAGAGAUACUAGGAUUUUAUUCCAUGUUGUUUUAGGUUUGUGUUGGGCAAUGCAUUGCCAUUGAUGCUCCAGUCAAUAUUUCUGAUGACUUCAUGGCUACAUUUUCCUUUACUCUAUUUUCAUGCUUGCUUAUUUGUUUUUACUGUUUGUCAAAAGGAAUGGAAAAGGACACAGAUGGAGGAUUUUGCCAAGAUGUCUGCUGAGUUUAGGCAAGAUCUUGAGCAGCCUGAAUCAAAGACAAGAAUAGCCACUUAUGAAUCCUUCUAUCAGCAGGAUGGCGGUCGUCCCCUCAUGCCCUGA